Messenger RNA from Aspergillus calidoustus, 765 nucleotides. NCBI's taxonomy places the organism in Eukaryota, Fungi, Ascomycota, Eurotiomycetes, Eurotiales, Aspergillaceae. The record is from the annotation of a GenBank genome assembly.
AUGUCUGAUUCAACUCCGAAACCGAGCAGCAGCGUCAAGCUGGUACUUCUUGGGGAAGCUGCUGUGGGAAAGUCUUCGUUGGUGCUGCGAUUCGUGAAUAAUGACUUUCAAGAGAACAAGGAGCCGACGAUUGGAGCUGCUUUUUUGACCCAGAAAUGCUCUCUGCCCACCCGAACAAUCAAGUUUGAGAUCUGGGAUACCGCCGGCCAGGAGCGCUUCGCUUCGCUCGCCCCUAUGUACUACCGCAACGCCCAGGCGGCGCUCGUUGUCUACGACGUGACCAAACCCUCAUCUUUGACCAAGGCCAAGCACUGGGUGGCGGAACUCCAGCGGCAAGCGAGCCCUGGCAUCGUGAUCGCUCUCGUUGGCAAUAAGCUGGACUUGACGAAUGACGGCAGCGGAGAGACAGAGGUUGACACAGAGCGUGACCCGGGCGCCGAGGGUGACGACGCUGGCGAUAACCAGGAGGAGCAGGAGGAUAACAUUCCAGGGGAUGCUCGCAAGGUUUCGACUCGAGAGGCUAGCACGUAUGCGGAGGAGGAGAGUCUGCUUUUCUACGAGACCAGCGCAAAGACGGGGUUGAAUGUGGUUGACGUCUUUACUGCGAUUGCCAAUGCGAUUCCGGAAAGCAGCUUGAAGAGCGGACGAGGCGCUGGCGCUGGCACCGGCCAGACGACACUUGGGGGCGGCCGGUCGACCGACGACUCGAGAGUGAACCUUGGGGAUCGUGGCGCUGCGACUGCCAAAGAAGGGUGUGCCUGUUAA